CAAUUUUGUUUUUCCUCGGAAUUUCUUCGGAAAUUCCUCGGUAUAUUCCGAGGAUUUCAUUUUCCGUCGGAAUGUCCGUCAGAAUACCGCUGUUUUCUUGUAGUGAGACUACACCAUGCAGUUCCUCUUUUACUCCCAAGGGAAACAAUGGUUCACAUAAAAGCUCUCAAGGCUACAAUAUUCCCCCUAAGACACAGAUCUUGGUCAACGCUGGUGCUAUAGGAAGAGACCCCAAACUCUGGACUAACCCGGAAGAGUUUAACCCAGAGAGGUUUAUCAAUAGCCCUGUGGAUUAUAGAGGACAAUACUUCGAGCUCUUACCAUUUGGCUCUGGUAGAAGGAUAUGCCCUGGUAUGCCCAUGGGGAUGGCUACUGUCGAGUUGGGACUCUUGAACUUGCUUUACUUCUUUGAUUGGAGUUUGCCUGAUGGGAUUACACAUGAAGAUAUUGAUACAGAAGAAGCUGGUACUCUUACUUUUCUUUUUUUUGAGCAACCAGCUGGUACUCUUACUAUCGUCAAGAAAGUACCUCUUAAGCUUGUUCCAAUUCGAGUUAUGUGAGAGUUUUUAAAAUGUUUUAAAUAAUUAACAUUAUGCCGUUGCUGUAAUGUUAUGUUUGCGUAUGCGAUUUGUGGCCUUGUCCGUCUGUCUUUUUGAAUCGUCGGAACUGUACAUAUCACUAGAUCCUCUAAGAGAUACAGUAUCGCUUGUACCUGAGUGGACGUAUUGGAAAUCAUUGGCUUUCAAUUUUACUCUUUAAACAUGUGGAACAAAAUAUUGUGCAAACGACAUGAACGCAUUUUGUCAUCACGUACUUCUUACUAACCAAACUAAACCUUUCAUCUUACAACCACAAAACAUUAAUACGAUUUAAACUAUAGGUGCAUUAAAACAUGUGGAAGCGAUUCAAGCGACAAGAACGCAUUUUGUCAUCAUACACUUCUGCCCAACCAAACUAAAUCUGUAAAAUCUUGACACGAUUUUAAUUAGGUCCACUAAACCUAGAAAGUUGUGUGAAUUUUUUUUGUGUGAUGUUUGAUGUGUUAUAUUUUUUUAUGUAUUUAUUCUCUUUACUUUUUAUAAUUCCUGUUGGGUUUAAUGUUUUUACAGUUUUCUAGUGGAGUUAUUAAAGGUGUUAUGGUUCGUAUGGGGUUGAGUCGAUUAGAUUGAAAAAAUUAGAAGGUGGAAUGAAUAAAAACGUUUUAUUACAUCUGACCAAGAGCUUACAAGAUUGACAAAGAGGUUAUGGAGACAAACCGGUGCUCAGGAAGCUAACCGGAAAGUACAAAGCGGUGAGAGAUAACGAGAGACUAAAACCCUAGAUCUAGCCGUUCAGUCUGUGUGUGUAAAGUGUCGAUCCUCCCUCUUGUUGUUGCUUCCUCUCCUUUUAUAGGCUCUCCGUCUUCGUAUGCCCUAAUCCGAGUGCGCUUUUGGGCCUUAGUUCGAGAAGGCCGAGUAUAUGGGCCUUCAGAGAAUUCCUCCGAGCCGAGUACUUUUGGUUGGCUUCGCCGUUGGCUAAAAGCACUCUGGGGCCGAGCCGACGACUCUACUCGCCGAGCCGAAUACUUUUGGUCGGCUUCGCCGUUGGCUAAAAGCACUCUGGGGCCGAGCCGACGACUCUACUCGCCGAGCCGAAUAGGUCUCUCGCUUAGCGGACUAUAUCUUGUUAUUCGAUGGGCCUUGUGGAAGGAUGUAAUCCAUCUCCUACAGUUAUGGUACUUUAGUUAAUUUGAAAAUUUAUAAAGACUUAGAUCUUUGUAAAAUUCACUGAUUUCAAAAUUUAAUAUCUGAACUUUAAUUACUAUUUAUAAAUUUGUUGUUCUUUUUAUCGAAGUUAUAUAUUUUAUGUAUAUUUUUAUAAAAAAUCUUCAGCAACCUAUUAAAUUCACGGCAAAAUUCGUUUAAUAACAUGUACCUUUAGUUAAGAUAUAAAAUUAUGAAGCAAAAACAUUGGAUUUCUUAAAAGAAUUUUAGAAAUAUGAUCACUCAUUUAACAUUUACCAAGUGGAAAUAGACGAGUGUAUCCACGCAUUUAGAGCAUCUCCAAAAAAAAUUUUAUUUUCCACUUUAAUAUAGAAUUUAUAGUAAAAAUGUUCUAAUAAUAUUCUAUUUAUUUUUUGUUCAUCAUUUUAUUUUUCAUUUUUUCACUAUAAAAUAGAGUACCAUUAGAAUAUAACUCAAAUCUAUAAUAGAAUUAUUCUAUUUCGAAGAAGAAAAUAGAGUGAUCAUUGGAGAUGAUUUUAGUCAUUUCAGUUUUGUUUUAUCCGCACUUUCCCAGCUGGAUAUUCAGUUCCGUUAAUGAGCAAAACAUUCAAUUUAUCGAAUUUACUUGUCUUGACAUAUUUUACAAGACAAAUCUCUUUGAAAAACAUAGAGGAUAAAUUUCAGAGCAACUUUCAACCAAAGGGACGUGGAAUC
Molecule: messenger RNA, 2417 nt
Organism: Brassica napus (rape)
Lineage: Eukaryota; Viridiplantae; Streptophyta; Magnoliopsida; Brassicales; Brassicaceae
Product: cytochrome P450 71B20-like
Exons: 1
Coding region: 72-560 (162 amino acids)
Molecular function (GO): monooxygenase activity; heme binding; iron ion binding
Source: RefSeq, a predicted model, not a curated record